AUCUCGCAGAACUCUCAAGCUUCCACAACCUCACUUGCAGGCCUCAAAGACAUGCCCGAUCGCAACAAGUCUCCAGCUGGACAGAAUUCGACCCUAAGCUCUACUCGGUCGGUUGUCGUUAAAAAAUACUCGUGUAUGUAUACUACAGAUCUCCAGAAACACAGGAAAGUUUGGCAUGAUGGAUUCGUAAGGAUGCGACACGUGAACUCGAAGGUUUACUUGAUAUCCGAAGAUGGACAUACGUUGGCCGAAAGUUUCAUCAAAAUCUCGACCAGUCGAGCUCAACCUGAAAGUAAUCCGGAUCGAUUGAAUUACAUGAAAGUUCAUCCUAAAUUCAGUCUGGAUGAAGACGAGCAAAUCGAAUUUGACCCGGUUGAAGACAGUGAACUAAGGCCAUCAUCGUAUAUGGCUCGAAUAGUUGAUUUAGUCAAGGUUGAAACUGAGAACGUACCACUCCUUCCACCGUUGAACACCAAAGCACGUCAAGAUCUCCAUAAACGAAAGAUGGAGUACCUGGACCAAACCAUCCAGCAAUUCUCGAAGCGCCCGAAACCAGGCUCAAGUCCACAGACCUCUCAGCUCUCUGACCCUAUUACUCCCUCGACCCCCAUCCCUUCUGCUUCGAGACGAAAAAUGACGGGCUUUGAAACAAGACCGUUCAACAGUCCUCUGAUCAAUAAAUCAAAGCAGUCCAAUUCAUUCGACACACCGGCCUUGGAACGGUUCCGGCCUCCACCCCCAACUAAGCCUAUUACUAGUCAUGUACCACAUCUUCAAUCUCGUUCAGAGCCCCAGAUCGACGAUAAUCAAGAUAACGAGGAUGAAACUCAGUUGAUCGAUGAGCCAGACCCCAAAGAAAACUAUUCUCCUCCACUGCAGCCUCGCCCCCGUAAUCAUCCUCCUCCUCAGCCCAAAGCAAAGCCUCAAAAGACUGACGGUCCACCACGCCCCAAGGACCCGCUCAUUGAAUCCUCAAAGUUGAAAAAUCUACCCGCCUCCUCUUCGAGUCGGGUCUCAGACCAAAAAACCUUAAAAGUCAACUGGGACUCGUUUUUUCUGGCCGCUAAACCGCCAUGAGACUCUGACCUGUUCCCUCCAUUUCGCUUGCUUUUAUCUCAAAUGAAAAAUAAAAAAGAAAUUUUGAUGCUCUGAAUAAUAUUUUACUCUCUAUUAUGCGAUCUAAGUGUUGUACUAGUGCAUCUCUGGCGUUUUUUUUUUUUUUUGAUCUACCACUGGAAUUGUCCAUCAAUGUAACCUUGCUAAGAUGGCCAUUCCUCUGAUGCCUGAAAACCAAAUGUCCUGUCUUACGCAUCAAUUAGAGCAUUGUGUAUUGUUGGGGGUGCAGAAGUCAGCCCUCAGUGAGGAUAAUGAUGAGCCUUG
Messenger RNA from Puccinia graminis f. sp. tritici CRL 75-36-700-3, 1380 nucleotides. RefSeq lists its product as uncharacterized. The transcript has 5 exons. The record is from RefSeq and is a predicted model, not a curated record. Lineage: Eukaryota; Fungi; Basidiomycota; Pucciniomycetes; Pucciniales; Pucciniaceae. Bases 52 to 1077 code for a protein of 341 amino acids.